Xiphias gladius (swordfish) is the source of this 5842-nucleotide messenger RNA. RefSeq lists its product as uncharacterized. Lineage: Eukaryota; Metazoa; Chordata; Actinopteri; Istiophoriformes; Xiphiidae. The record is from RefSeq and is a predicted model, not a curated record. Bases 490 to 5574 code for a protein of 1694 amino acids. The transcript is spliced from 4 exons.
UCAGUUUGUUCGCUCCUCACUGCACUUUGAAACUUCUAGUCAGCCACAUCUGAAGAAACUCAGCACAUUAGGAUUACGAAUUCAAUGGGACUAUCGGUGAGAAAAUUCAUCCUCGGCUUUUCUGCUUCGGACACAUGGACGUUUACGGAUAAUAAGCGCUCCUAAAAUUAAUGGAUAACAGCCACUCCUGUGGAAUUUCUUUCAGUCGUCCGCAGUGAAUUUUACUCUGUAAAUUUGGACAUGGACGUUUACGGAUAAUAACCGCUCCUAAAAUUAAUGGAUAACAGCCACUCCUGUGGAAUUUCUUUCCAUCGUCCGCAGUGAAUUUUACUCUGUAAAUUCUUCCUAGGAAAAUAUUAGAGGACUUUAACAUCGGUAUUGAGGAAAUGUUUGGAGUGUACAGAAAUGUCUUAAAUACGUUAACGUGAAAUGCAGAGAUUCGACCUGAGAAACACUGAAGUCAUCGCUUGAAAGAUUGCUCUCCAUGCAAUGCAAUCUGGAAGUCCACAGAGCCAAGGAGGAGCGGACCCCGCAUUCCAGCACCAGAGUAAUGUGGAUUCUCUUACAUCACAUCAGGACAAUGUUAGACCUCUACCAGUGGUUCACCCUGCAAGUGGAAUACAAAUCAACAUGGUAGCCACUCAAUAUCCUGAGGAGCUCAGGGUGGUUUAUGGUCCAGCUCAGAGGCAGCAAGACAAUGUACAAUCACGACAGAAUUUCCAGGGACUCCACCAACAGAAGUCACAGGCAAGGAUAGCAAGUACUGGAUUCCAGCCCCCAAAACCCCAGGAUAGUGCAUUUACUCCUCUGAACAGUUGCCACCAACUAAGCAGAAAAGCUAAUUCUGACUUUUAUUUAUUGCCGCAUGUCACUGCACAAUGCAACAGUUAUUUUGAGACAUCUGCUUAUAAUAGGGGACAACAAAGGGAAUUUUCAACUCAAAAUUUUAGUAGACUUUUCCAGAAAGGGUCCAAUUUGAGCUAUAGUGGGCUGCAGCAAAGACAUUUAAAUAGUGGCUUUUCAGGUAGUACCAGUCCCGUAGCACUUAAGGCAGGCACCCUUGGAGUAACAGCACAGACAUCUCCUUUACAGGAUCAGUCUUCUUCUCUGCCUGAGAACAAACAGCAGACAUCUUGCCCACUACUACAUGCCUUACUGAAAGGAAAUUAUUCAGAUUUCAAAUUUUUUUUUACGACCCCAUCUUCUAUGUCAGAGGAAAAUAGUGCCAGCAGGCACUGUAAGAGUCAGCACAUGAAAAGUUCACUAGAUGCUCUGAACUGUGGACAGACUAGGAAACAAAAUAAUUCAAGAGAAACUCAUUCCACCUCCAACCCCCCAACUCCCUCUCUUUGUGGUCAGCCGUGCACAGACAAAGGCUCACCAGUUGGAGAAACUGAACCAUCUACAGAUGACCAAAUACAGGACUUUAUUGCAAAACGGUGUGAAUAUUUUAGAACAGUUUUAACUCAGAAAAAAGGAAAACAUGGACACGCAUACUCCAAUAAGGACUGGGGUUUUUGCAAUGAUGACAGGAACUCCACUCUACAGUCUGACUGUAACUUGCCGAAGUCCAACAGUGUUGCCCGUCUAGCCCCAACAUCUGCCUCUGACAAAGAAUAUGUAAGGAGACAAAGUGUCAGCUGUGCUGAGCAGUGCACUGCCAUGGCUGGACAGGUACUUCAAGAGGGCUAUUCAAAGGACAGCAAAGCAAAUGCUGAGUUAACUCCCAAGUCUAAAGAGACAGGUGAUUGUACUACAAUUGCAUCAGAGAAACAUUCAACAGGUACAUUAGUCUCUGUUAUAGAAAGCUCAAAACAUGCUUAUAGAAUUGAAUCUGAGAAUAGUCCAUCUGUAUAUUUUGAUUUGCCAGUAAAAAUACACUUGGAUUUAAUUAUGACUACAAAGGGUAAUAGCAGACUUGUUCAUUCAGAUUACUGUGAAGGUAAAACAUUUGUCAGUCACAAUGAUGAAAGUUUCCAUAGUAAAUGGUGUCAUAGGUACUUGUGGAAUGGCAUGACCACUCUUCAUUAUUCAUUAAAUGCACUGAAGGAGUUGAUUGCUAGUCUGGAGAAAGCAGAGACCAUUGCAGAUUUGGACAACUUUUCUAAAGCCAUACUGCAACAAUAUUGGAAUGGGGAUAUAGAUAACCUUCAUCUCUUUACAUCCACAGAAUAUCCACAAAUUAUGGCGAAAGUUGCUGCCACUUGCACAAAGAAUGAAGAUGAGAGUCCAGUGGUUCUCACAGCAGUGGCUUUGGAUAAGCUGACUGAGAAGCACCCCGGUUUGAUGCUGAACCGCAGCUCAUCACAAGAAGAAUACAAGUCUCCUUGGUUAAAUAUCAACAAGGAUUUGGAUGAAAUUGACCAAAUGCCUGGUGUUUUUUGGGCUCUCACCCACAUGACAGAGAAUGACAACAGAGAAACAGGCCCAAAAUCAGUGGAAGCAGUAGCGUUGGACAAUGUGCAAGGUAUGACUGAUCUCUUGGAUGAUUUUCUAACCAAGUCAAGUUCAGUGGUAACUGGAAACAAAACAUUUGUACCUCCAUCACUCAAUGAAAAUCAAGACACAAAUACAAAAAAAAAGAGAAACACUGAAGAUCAACAUUGUCACAUUACCUGUCAGGAUAUAAUUGCACAUUCCAAACUAAAUUCAUCAAUUGAUCAAAUUCAUAAUGAUCAGAUUCAUAACGUAAUAUUAGUUCCUACACACCAAAGUGAACGGCUGUGGAACCAAACAAGUCACGAAGGUGUGCUGGAGGAUGCAGGUUCUGUGCAUUCACAAACUGAUUCAAUGCUUGUACUUUCUGAAAACAAAGUCCAAGAACCACCCCUACUACCUGAAAGCAAGGGUGAGGACGUGCGCUCUGUGAAAAUUUUGAAAGAUCCACAAUAUGAGGACAUUUCAGAUGACGAAGACCUGUCACAGCUGUUGACAAACCUCCCAAUCACAGAGCAUGAGGAAUUAAACUGCCCACCAAGUUUUGAAGAUCUCCACUGUGAAGAUAGAAGUGAAGAUGAAAAUCCACAGAUUCAGAGUUUGACUGUAGCGAUGCCUUCACUUACACAAGUCCCUGGACCCAACAAUAGGCAAUCAUCAUCUGAAAAUGAAGGCUAUGGAAAUUUGCAGGGUCAGACCCAGAUGAAGACCGAAAACAUUUCAGAUGAACGACUGAUACCAAAGAAGCAGGUUCCAAAUACGACAGCGCUGGAUAUAGCAAAACAUUGUCCAUGUUGUGUUAAAACUGAAGAUGGUUUCGAAAAUCUAUUAUAUUCUAAAAGUGACAGUGAGAGACAUCUGGGUUUGCAAGCAAACCACUCUGUUUCAUGUAGUCCUUCCUCUGUUUUGAAAGAUGGAGAUGAAACUGACGAUCAGAUGAAUGAUGACUGGAUAGUCAUACCUAUAAGCAUGUCAGACCUUAAAUUUGAACCAGAUUAUGAAUCCCAGGACAUCCCAGAAGAAGUUGUGCUAAAUGAUAGUGAAACCGGUGACAAAAAAAGACAGGGUGACAUAAGUCAGACACACUGUGAGUUACAACAUCCAGCUUCACAACCAGUACCAGCUUCUGCUUCUUCCGAAAUAGAGGUGUUUGACACACUAGGUUGCUUUCUACAAACAAAAGCUGCACAAUUUGGGGCAACUUUUGAGGUUGCAUCAGGCAGGAGCACACCUGAACAUGAAAGGGACUCUGAGGGAGAACCAGAUACACCCAAGAACAUGAGAGAGUCCUACUCUGAGCCUGAAGAUAGCUGUGACACUGAAGACAGUUGUGAUUACCCAUCUGCAACAGAGCAGAACUAUUUGACAGUGUCCGGGCAGUUCUUAAAAAAGAGGUCAGCAUGUCUGCCUCUAGAGACAGAUGAUUCUGUGUCUGAAAAAGAGAGUGAACAUGAGGCUACAAAUGUGCAAAAAGGUCAAACUGGGAGCUCGGACAAGUUGGGCUGUAUGGAAAAACUUAGAGAGCUGAUUGAAGACAAAGCUGGCUCAAAGUAUGUCAGACCCAAGACCAACAGUUUAAAGGUUUCAAAAAAAGAAGAUAUAAUAAUCCUUGAUUCUGAUACGGAGGAUGAAAGUGACCAAAACUGCAAAAAGAAGGCAAAAGGGAAGAGAUUAUUCUCCUCAGGCUCAGUGGGCAGUGCAGAUGCCCCAUGCUGUCAACAAAGAGGACAUUCACCUGAAACUGUGGACAGUCAGUAUGGACCUGUUAAGGAAAAGUUCCAAAUAAACAGACUUCCAUCUGCAGACUUGACAGCACCACAGCGUCAGUCUAAACAUCAUGACACACAGUUUAAAGAAGUGUUUCAGGAUGCAUGCUCUGACCUGUCACUCAGUAUAAAAAAGAGUGGACAGCUGUUUGAAGCUAAAGGCUCUAAAUAUGUUAAUCACAAGACAGACAGACAAAUAACCUCAAAAAGAAGAAUAGUUUUCCAUGAUUCUGACAAAGGGGUUAAAAAAGACAGUCAGUUUAGCAAAAAGAAGGUAAUGACGGAGAGAACAUUCUCAUCAGUUUCAAAAGACAGUGGCAAUGCUUUAUUUGAUAUACAAAACAGACUUUCAAGUGAAACUGGGAACAGUCUUUGUGGAGCUGCCAACGAAAAGACUCAAAAACCCAUACUAUCAGCUGAAGACUCACCAGAGAAGCUGCCCCAAUCUGUGGGCAAGGACACAGACUCCACUUUAAGUUCUGAUCCUGUGGUUCGUCACCUUUUUGGUGAGAGGUCGUCUCAACCCAAGGAUGACUUGAAACUUUUAAAAGAAUCGAAUCUAAAAUCUAAAAACACAGACUCCUGUGAAAAUAAUACUCAGCAUUUGUACAGAAAUAAACAAGGAAGAUUUGCAUACAAACCAAAACCUUCAAAUGAUAGGCACUGUGCAACAAAGAAUAAGGUACAAGCCAAUGUAACAGAUCCCAGACUGGUUUCAAGACAACGUUCGUUACCCAGUCAAGAAGGCCCAUCCUCCUCCGUCAGUGCCUUUACUUCCACAAAAGGACAACUUUCUGAAGCCAGACAAAGCUCAGACUCCUCAAGAGGUUUUUCUCAGUCUGGAGAAACCACCACCUUCUCUAGUCUUUCUGUGCAGAGCACAUCUGUUCCACGACAAAAUUUGUCUUCACUCGAAGUAAGGCGUUCUCACUCUUAUAGCAACCCCUCAACAUUAGAUCAUCCUUACACUCCUACAAAAGGGCCAUCAUUCUAUGCAACCAUGCAAUCAUCAGCAAGGGAACAAGUGACCAAUGACUGGCAGAAGAGCUUUGUCCCAACCAGGAGAUACAGAAAAACUAGCAUGGGGAUAGAGGAGGCAUUGAGAACUAUGGAUUACAAGUCAUGGAGAGAAGGGAGGCCAGGGUCUAGUUGCUAUGACAGGGCACGCAGACAGAGGCACAACUCUCAGGAGUUUGAAACUCCCCUGAUGAAGCGGACCAAGAAUGAAGCCAUACAGUGGACAAAGGAUAUAAAUGGAACCGCCCUAAAGGAACAAACAUACUCCGUGGGUGAGGGUUACAAGUGGAAGCAACCAGUGGCAGGGCCAAUAAAAGGUUCUGUCAGAGAGAGGCAGAAGUAUACAUCCACUUGAAAACCCCAUCGGUCAGAAAAAAGUGCCGGUGUCUAGGACUGAUGUUCCAAAGGACAGGUUGUUGAUUACUGUUGUUAUAACUGAUUCUGUCUUUGAUUUUUCCAAAAUAUUUCUGUAUAAUACAGUGACAGCCUUUGUUAUACGUAUAUUACUAAACUGAAUACUCUGUAAUCUGUAUUUUAACUGUGUAUAUAUGUGUGUGCGUUUGUGUGUCUAUGGGUGCAUGUGUGGGUUGUAUGUAUAUAUAUAUUUAUAUAUAUAUAAUUAG